AAGCUUGCUUUACGGCUCAAGGCCGCUUUUUACGGCAUUUUCCGGCUUCCCAUUCACUUCGCAGUGAAGAUGGCGUCAGGCAGUGGGACAAAAAACUUGGACUUUCGCCGAAAGUGGGACAAAGAUGAAUAUGAGAAGCUCGCCGAGAAGAGGCUCACGGAAGAGAGAGAAAAGAAGGAUGGAAAACCAGUGCAGCCAGUUAAGCGAGAGCUUCUCCGGCAUAGGGACUACAAGGUGGACCUGGAAUCCAAACUCGGAAAGACAAUUGUCAUUACCAAGACUACCCCACAGUCUGAGAUGGGAGGAUACUACUGCAAUGUCUGUGACUGUGUGGUGAAAGACUCCAUUAACUUCUUGGAUCACAUUAAUGGAAAGAAACAUCAGCGAAACCUGGGUAUGUCUAUGCGUGUGGAACGUUCCACCUUGGAUCAAGUGAAGAAACGUUUUGAAGUAAACAAGAAGAAGAUGGAAGAGAAGCAGAAGGAUUAUGAUUUUGAGGAACGGAUGAAAGAACUCAGAGAAGAGGAGGAAAAGGCCAAAGCCUACAAGAAAGAGAAGCAGAAGGAGAAGAAAAGGAGGGCGGAAGAGGACUUGACAUUUGAGGAGGAUGAUGAGAUGGCAGCUGUGAUGGGCUUUUCUGGCUUUGGUUCCACCAAGAAGAGUUACUGAGGCUUUCUAUGCUUGGCUUUUUGCUGGGCCUAACUGUGUGUGUGUGGGUGUCAUUUUGGGGGAGGUACUGGGGAAAGUUGGUAAGAGUGGCAAUGGGGAGGGCUAGAGGGUGGGUGUUUCUGGUUUUCCUCUGCCUUGGGAGAGAGCACAGAAUGCAAAGGAACAUGCUGUGGCAUAUUCCGUCAGCCUCAGUACAUCACUGGAGACACAGGACCUCUGACCAUCUGAUUUCCCAAUAAAGAAAAACCCCUCUUCUGAGGCUGCUUUCCCGAAACUCCCUUGAAUCUUUCCCUCUUCAUCUGUCCAUCUCUUAUCUGAGCAUCCUACAUUUAUCCUGUGUUCUGCCUUUGUUUUAAUUUUGACUCAGCCUACAGCAGAAGGGUUCUCUGGGUCCCCAGUUUCCAGUUGACAGUAUAUCCUUGACUCCCCCUUCCCGCCCUCCAACCUCUCUCCAUCUCCCUUGUGGUUCUCUGGCCACCUGUGCAUGCAUGUGUACUUCUGCCUGGAUCUGUGGUAUGUGCGGGUGCGUGUGCAUGAAUCUGUCACAUAGAGGGAGCCUGAGCUAGAGCCUCAAGAGCAUCGCUGCCUUGGGGCCUGGUGUUCUCAGCUUCUUCAGAGCAUGUAACAGGAAAUUAAAUGGGAUGAGUGGUGUGGUUUUUGUUUGGUGAGUUUUUAAACUUUUGUUCUUCAUAUGUAAAAUCUGUUCAGCUUUUCCUAUUUGUUUCAUUUUAUUGAAGAUUACCCUGUUUUUGUCUUCCUUGUAAGCAGGCUCUUGGAAGAACCUGUUUGAUGCAAAAAAGAAAAAGGAAAAAACCUCAUAUGGGAGCCCUUGGGUCUCAGAGGCUGUUCAACAUGUAUAAUAAAUGACAUUGACUGGGCCUAUUUCACAUUUGGUGGGAACAUUCCAUAUUCUUCCCUGUGUAUUGUUUUUUUUUCUUCCCCACACUUUUUCUUCUCCCUGUAUUUGAGCCCUGUCACUUUUUUUCUAGAUUUCCUUCAAGACGAGUUAUAAUUCCCUCUGAUGGGAUCUGUGCCUGGAGGAGUCUAAAAAAACUUUCCCUAUUUUUUAGCCUCCUUUGAUCUGCUGGUUUUGGAACAGCAGAGCUCAGGGUUGAAAACUUAGUGUUUUCUUAACUAUCUGCAGUUAGGCUAGGCACAGGGUUCUCAGUUUUGCACUGUUGACAUUUUGGCCUGGAUAAUUCUUUGUUGUGGGGGCACCCUUGUGUGUUGUAGGAUAUUUAGAGUAUCUUUAGCAUCUACUCACUAGUUGCCAAUAGCACCUUCUCCAAGUUGUGACAGUUAAAGAUGUCUGUGUCCCCUGGAGGUUGGGAUGGAGGGACAGAAUUCCUUCCCCUAGCCCCACUGAGAACCAUUAAGAAGCUGCCUUGCCUAGUUUGGUCUAACUUGAGAAUUAGAUGGCACAGACUGGUUAAAGUAAAAACAACUUUGGUAUUCUCUGGGUCAGAUACUAUGCCAGGUCCCAGGGAUGCAGAGCAGGGGCAGGGGGAAAUCAGUUCCUUAAAGUAAAAAAACAAAUGGUAAUUACAAGAGUUUUAAGCAAGUGAAUUCUAUAGCAACGUUAGUUGGUUCUGUACCUUGAAAAGUGGGCUCUAUUUUGGUUAACAAGGCUGCUACCAUAUGGGUUGUUGACAUUUUCUGCCUCAUCUAGCUCUUCUGACACCUUUAUGUAGCAUCUGAACCACUUGUGGGUCCCUCAGAGUACUGUAUACUCUUCCCUUUGGACUUAUGUGCAAAAUUUCCUUACUGUCAGACAUAUCUUUUUCCUAAUUUUAUUUCUGAUGCUGAAUCUUGCCACUGGAAACACUGAGAUCAUCAUUACUGGUUCAAAAUUUCUCCUACAGUAUUUGUUGUAGGCAUAUUAGUUGGUGCUUUCCUUGGCAGGAUUCUGUGUUCUACAGGUCCUCUGGUAAGAAUCUGCCUUUGUCCCCUGGGUCCUUUUGUUCCCCCUUUCAAGACAGACUGGAGAAUUUGUCAAUGUGCUGAGUUCCUUCAGUGCUUCAGUAUUCUUCAGGCAGCUAAUUAGCUUGACUUCAAGUGAUUUCCCUCCCGUUUUGAUACUGGUGGAAUCUGACUUCUGGUUACCUCUACUGAAAAGCAAUUUUGAAGUCCAUUUUCUCUACGUUCCCUUGGGACUGGCAAAUGGUUUGAGUUUCCAAGGGAUCUGUCUAGCUCAUGGGUGUUAAGAGGGAUUCAAGCUGGUGAAUUAAAAGUGGGGGACGAAGGAGAUGGGAUGGAAAUUUAGGAGUCUAGAGCAAUCCUAGAAGAAUUUCUCAGAAGAGAAACUUUCUUGAUGUUUGUGGUCUUUCUAAAAAUCCAAGGAAAUUUUGCAUUCUGAUUGAAGAGUUUGUCUGUCACUGGCCGACGUGAGUUCAUUCAUUCAGUGAGUUCUGAGAUGCUGAACUUGUUCUAGGUCCUGGUAGUAUCUUCUGGGAC
Messenger RNA from Budorcas taxicolor (takin), 3123 nucleotides. It is a transcript of the gene ZMAT2, whose product is annotated as zinc finger matrin-type 2. The transcript is spliced from 6 exons. Gene Ontology annotation, molecular function: zinc ion binding; nucleic acid binding. Gene Ontology annotation, biological process: mRNA splicing, via spliceosome. The coding region runs from base 70 to 669 and encodes 199 amino acids. The record is from RefSeq and is a predicted model, not a curated record. Gene Ontology annotation, cellular component: spliceosomal complex; U4/U6 x U5 tri-snRNP complex. NCBI's taxonomy places the organism in Eukaryota, Metazoa, Chordata, Mammalia, Artiodactyla, Bovidae.